AAAUGGCUCUACUACUGUUAUUAUAAAGGAUUUGAAAGAACCUGAAAAAAUUGAUAAGAAAAUAAAUGAAAGGGGAGAGAAAAAUUAUGGAUAUAUUUAUCCUAUACUGAGAGAAGUGAAGCUUCCAGAAGUUAAUGGUGAAAAUGAUUACAAAAAAAAUAUUCGAGCUCUGAAUGAUAAUUUUAACACGAUUAUUAAAUAUUAUUCAAAAAAAGCAAAGAAAAUUUUAAAGAAGCUGUGUGAGCUAUUUGAUGGUAUUAAACUAGGAGAAAUAUAUGCAUCAAAUAGUAUAAUUCGCCUUAUG
Messenger RNA from Dentiscutata heterogama, 304 nucleotides. Lineage: Eukaryota; Fungi; Glomeromycota; Glomeromycetes; Diversisporales; Gigasporaceae. The record is from the annotation of a GenBank genome assembly.